AUGCAGUCGACAGACUCAUCAUCCAGCGCUAUCGUGGCCAGCGGCAUCCUACCCUUGAAGAGGUAUGAGCUGAAGGAGGACAAAGGUUGCUCCGAAGAGGCCUCCACGUCUUGCGUGCCAUAUCGGGCAAGAGCUUUUUGCAUGGUCAUACCGCGUCUAAAGACACGUUCUGUUACCAGGUUCAGAUUGAGCGCUUCUCCGGCGACGGGUCUUGUGGGCAUGCAGGAGAAUGCUUUCCUCAAUGACUUCUUCGGCUGCGUUGGGUUGCUGCCCCUCACAACUCCAAGUCACGUUCGUGGAGCGAUGGUGAGGAUGAUGACCCGCUCCACUGCCCAACAACAGCUGGGCGCUCUGCACGACUCCCCCGAGCAAGGCCAGUUCGGCGCCAUCUUCGCCGAGGAUGGCAUCACCACGGGAAAUCAGCUCUUGACGGGCCCCUCCUGUUGCACAUUUUGGUGUGCAGUUGGUGUUGGGGCUAUUAUGAAGGGACGCACUGCUGAAUCGGUUGCGAAGUACUCCCGACUGGCGAGAGAUGCACUGGACGCCUACAAUGGCCCUGUGAACGCCGAGGUGGCAAAAGCGUGGGCGAUCCUGGGAUACUUCCACGGUUCCAUGGGAGACAUGGCGAAUUAUGUGAAGUACCUGAAGCUCUCGAGCUCCUUUUUGAUUGAUUCCAUCGAGCAAGGGUCAGCUGGCAUGCUGCCCGUGGGAUUCGCUGAGAUGGUCAGUCAGAAGGACACUGUCCAGGUAUACUCUGGACAUCUAGACGCUGCGGGUAUCGAGUCGUUGGGCGCCCAGCGUCAAGAUGCUCCACAGGGUUCGGAGGGUGCUGAAGAUGACGUGCGGGGUACACUUCCAGAAAACGGUUGA
Ectocarpus siliculosus is the source of this 870-nucleotide messenger RNA. NCBI's taxonomy places the organism in Eukaryota, Phaeophyceae, Ectocarpales, Ectocarpaceae. The record is from the annotation of a GenBank genome assembly.